This is a messenger RNA of Geosmithia morbida, 465 nucleotides long. RefSeq lists its product as uncharacterized. Gene Ontology annotation, biological process: removal of superoxide radicals. Bases 1 to 465 code for a protein of 154 amino acids. NCBI's taxonomy places the organism in Eukaryota, Fungi, Ascomycota, Sordariomycetes, Hypocreales, Bionectriaceae. The record is from RefSeq and is a predicted model, not a curated record. The transcript has 5 exons. Gene Ontology annotation, molecular function: superoxide dismutase activity; copper ion binding.
AUGGUCAAAGCAGUGUCCGUCCUCCGCGGUGACGCCAAGGUCUCCGGCACCGUCACCUUUGAGCAGGAGUCCGAGUCGGCUCCCACCACCAUUACCUGGGAUAUCACCGGCAAUGACGCCAACGCCAAGCGCGGCUUCCACAUCCACACCUUUGGCGACAACACCAACGGCUGCACCUCUGCCGGUCCUCACUUCAACCCCUUCGGAAAGACCCACGGUGCUCCCUCCGACGAGAACCGCCACGUCGGUGACCUCGGCAACAUCGACACCGACGCCCAGGGCAACGCCAAGGGCUCCGUCACUGACAAGUUCGUCAAGCUCAUCGGCCCCGAGAGCGUUGUCGGCCGUACCGUCGUUGUCCACGGUGGCACUGACGACCUCGGCAAGGGCGCCAACGAAGAGUCCCUCAAGACUGGUAACGCUGGUCCCCGCCCUGCCUGUGGCGUCAUUGGUAUCUCUGCCUAA